Coturnix japonica (Japanese quail) is the source of this 2415-nucleotide messenger RNA. Lineage: Eukaryota; Metazoa; Chordata; Aves; Galliformes; Phasianidae. The record is from RefSeq and is a predicted model, not a curated record.
AUGGCCACUUACAAGGUGAAGGUGGUGAUGGGUGACACCCUUGAAGCUCAGACCAGAAACAGCGUCUACAUCACCUUGGUGGGGACUCGAGGCGAGAGCCCACAGACAACAAUCAGUUACAAGUUCCUGCCCUGGACGGUGAAGGAGAGGACAGUGAAGUGCGAGCAGGAUCUGGGCCCCAUUGUACUAAUCCGCCUGACCAAGACACGGCUCUUCCUGGAGGAUGCCUGGUUCUGCAAGGAGGUGCAAGUAACAGCCCCCGAUGGCACAACCUAUCGCUUCCCCUGCUACCAGUGGUUGGAGGGGACCACUACCCAGGAGUUCCGUGAGGGCACAGGGAAAAAAAUGACAGAUGAUGACCUGGAGAUCCUUAAGGAGCACCGGCGCAAGGAACUGAAGGCACGGCAGAAGGCUUACCAGUGGAAGAAUUACGCUGAAGGAUGGCCCUGUUGCCUCAAUGUGGACUCCAUCUUUGACCUGGAUUCAAACAUAGAGUUCUCUUGCACACGAACCAAAUCCUUCACUGGCCUCCUCAUCUACCAGGGAGCCACACACCUGCUGUCAGGUUUCCUGGCCAGACCCACCUCCUGGAGAAGCCUGGAUGAGAUGCGAAGCAUUUUUUCCAGGACAAAGGGCAGGGACAUAGUCCCUGAGUACGUUGCAAGCCACUGGCAAGAAGAUGCCUUCUUUGGGUACCAGUUCCUCAAUGGCAACAACCCUAUUGUCAUCCGGAAUUGCUUGGUACUACCAGAAAAAUUCCCAGUAACACAAGAGAUGGUGGCCGACUCCCUGGGAAAGGAUACCACCUUGAGCAAGGAAAUGAAGGAAGGACACAUCUUCAUUGUGGAUUAUGAGUUGCUGCAGGGCAUCCCAGCAGGUACCAUCCAUGGGCGGCAGCAGUACGUGGCAGCACCGCUCUGCCUGCUGCACCAGGAUGCCAGUGGGCACCUACGCCCCAUUGCUAUCCAGCUCAGCCAGAUGCCCGGGCCCAGCAGCCCCAUCUUCCUGCCCAGUGAUGAUGAGUGGGACUGGCUCCUGGCCAAGACCUGGGUACGCAACGCUGAUUUCUACAGCCACCAGGUCAUCACCCACCUUCUUCGGACCCACCUCUUCGGGGAGGUCUUUGCUGUUGCCACCUUGCGCCAACUGCCCACCUGUCACCCACUCUUCAAGCUUCUUAUCCCACACUUCCGCUUCACGCUGCACAUCAACACGCUGGCCCGGACCGUCCUCAUUAACCCUGGUGGUGUCAUCGACAAGGGCUCAGGGGUUACCCAUGAGGGGCUGCUGCUGAUUCUUCGACGGGGCAUGGAGAAAGUGACCUACACAUCACUCUGCCUCCCUGAGGACAUAAAAGCCCGUGGCGUCUCCUUCAUCCCCAACUACCACUACCGGGAUGAUGGGAUGAGACUCUGGGAGGCCAUCAAUAGGUUUGUCUCUGGGAUUGUGGCUUUCUACUAUACAGACAAUGCAGCAGUGCAAAGUGACAUGGAGCUGCAGGCUUGGGUGAUGGAUAUAUUCACCAAUGGCUUCCUGGGCCGGACAUCCUCAGGCAUGCCCUCCUCGCUGAAGACAGUGGCAGAGCUCAACAAGUUUCUUACCAUGGUGAUGUUCACUUGCUCAGCACAGCAUGCAGCUGUCAACAAUGGACAGUAUGACCUGGGCGCCUACCUACCCAAUGCCCCAUCCUCCAUGCGCCACCCACCACCAGAGGAGAAAGGAAAGGCCUUCCUCCAGCACUUCCUGGACACCGUUCCUGAAGUUGAUACCACUGCCAACAUUCUGGUGGCUCUCAUCCUCCUCAGCUCCCGACUGGAAGACAUUAAGCUCCUGGGGCAUUAUCCAGAGGAGCGUUUCACAGAGGCAGAACCCCGGCGGCUCAUCAGGACCUUCCAAAGGGAGCUGGAAGACAUCCACGAUCACAUUGAAGAGAGAAACUACAGGGCUGAGCUGAGAUACAAUUACAUGAACCCACAGGAAAUUGAGAACAGCAUCUCUAUCUAAGCUCCCAGGUACACCUGGCACCCCUAAUACCUGAGCACCAGCAUGCCCAACUUCCAAAACCAAGAUACCCUCAGCACAUAGCACAUAUAAGUACUCAGAACUAAGAUGCUCUAGCACCAGCUACCAGCACACCUUGCAUUCACUGCAAUACACAAUCCACAGAACUGGGCACCUCCUACACUCCUCACACCCCGCAUCUGUGCAUCCACAGUGCCCAGCACCUCACAACCCAGUAUCCAAAACCCAAACAUCCCCAGCACUCAGCACCCUCAGCACCAAGAGCUCAGCACCCGCAACACCCAGCACCCACCAUGUGUGCACGCUCAGAAGCCCCCGCCCGUGAGCAACCAGCAUGCCCAGCACACAAAAUUAGGCACCCCCAGCACCCACCUCUUCAAUAAAUGACAUCUG